Danio aesculapii is the source of this 3900-nucleotide messenger RNA. RefSeq lists its product as uncharacterized. The transcript is spliced from 4 exons. Gene Ontology annotation, cellular component: cytoplasm. Lineage: Eukaryota; Metazoa; Chordata; Actinopteri; Cypriniformes; Danionidae. Bases 312 to 1532 code for a protein of 406 amino acids. Gene Ontology annotation, molecular function: protein tyrosine/threonine phosphatase activity; MAP kinase tyrosine/serine/threonine phosphatase activity. Gene Ontology annotation, biological process: negative regulation of MAPK cascade; protein dephosphorylation. The record is from RefSeq and is a predicted model, not a curated record.
CAGAUAUGAUGAGGCAUAAACGCUCAUUUAACGCAGUGCUGAUUUGAGUCGAGCCAUUGAAAGCGCGUUUAUAUAAUCACGCCUGCACUCGACAGCAGGAAAAGAGCGUCUGAUCGUGAAAUCACGCCAUAUAUCUGUGUAACAGACUGAAGUCCUGGAAUGCUUGAGUGCGGGGGUGUCUGUCUGUCCCUUCACUGCAGUCACACAUCUGAUCUGACCAGAAUAUGCAAGCCUCACACUGUAAAUAGCACUUAUGCUCAGAAUCAAACGUGAUUGCCAAUGUUAUUUCAAUUGUUUACAGGGGGUGGAAGAUGGAAACGUUGGAAAAAUGGAGCAGAGACAUCAUGGCACCUCAGCAGCUGGAUAAGAAAGAGCAUCCCAAACAAAAUGGCAUGAUUGCAAAAAAUCUGCUCAACUCUCUCAAGAUUCGCAAUCGUUUGCAUCUCCAGCCCAUUUUUCGCUCAGCAUGUGCCACUGGCUCCUGUCCAGAUCUGAUGAGUAGGAACGAGCAGCCUGACUCCCGGCCGCUUGCCAUGGCCCUGACACCCCAGCUCCCCCCCAGGACCCAUCGGCCCCUGUGUCUCUCAGUGUCUUCAGACAGCAAUGGACGCUUUAAAGCUCUGGAGACCCAGGAAUGGAAGAACAACCUCAAAGCUCAGAUGGAGCAGGCCCAUAGUGCCGGAGCAGCCAGCAGCACAGGUUCCCUGGAAAGAGCGUCUCUCUUUUGUGCUUCUGGCUCCACCACCACCUCCAGCUCCGGUCUCUCCAGUCCAGUGGAGCACCUCACCAAGAGCAAAUCCUCCAGUCGCUUUUCACUUUUCUCCCCCCCUUGGAACAGCAGCUCUGAAUCAGAUUCCAAUCCUCCUUCACGCUCCGGAUCCAAGAAAAUGCGCAACUACAGCCGCAGAGCUGUGCCUGGCAGUGCUAAGACAGGCCCAGAGACCCCAGAACCCAAGCAGAGUGUCCCUGAGCAUUUCCAGUACUCAGAACCGGUCAUAUCCAAGGUUACGGAUUACAUUUACGUGGGCAACCUGAACGCGGCUUAUAAUGGACGUACGUUGUGCCGCAAUAACAUCGACAGUAUUAUUGACAUGAGCAGCCUACCCGGAGAGACUUGUUUAAGAGUCAUUCCUUGCACUUGUUCAAGGGGUGUCAAGCAUAGUUGGUCUCGACUCAAAGUGGACAUGAGCGAUCUUCCGGACACGGUCCAAGAGGGGCUUGCACUCAAGCACAGAUGCUUUGAGGACAUCAACGAGUGCAUCGAUGCCUCCACGGAGAAGAGGAAGCGAGUGCUGGUGCAUUGUCGGGAUGGGUUUUCCCUCGCCCCCACUUGCAUUAUUCAGUACCUCAUGGUCAAACAAAAUAUGAGGCUUAUUGCUGCCUACGAGCUGCUCAGAGCCAAACACCCCGUCAACAUUCGUGAGUCCCAUCAGAAUGUUCUGGUAAGUCUUGAAAGAGCUUUGAGACCAGGUGGGAACACGGACCCAGAGUGCUUUAAACAGGCCAUCUCUCGCAAAGUGGCUUGGACCUGAUAGAGAACCUUUGGGAUCCUCAGUUUUCUUUGAACGUUUUGUACUCUGUGAUUUUCUUUCUCCUUUGUAAACCGUUAAAGGCAGCUUUUUUGCUGCAUUUUUAACUAAGCUGGAUGUCAUGGUGUGAGUACUAACUGUGAAGAUUCUCAAGUUGUUCAGUGGCAAUUUCAGAAAGAGUUUGAGUCAUUUAUUUUGCUUCUGGCUAAAUAAAAUCAGAACAAACAUGCUUUGUGCAGCUGCUAAACAACAGAAUUUGUCUGGUAAAAUGUCUCCUAUUUAUUCUUAUUGGCGUGGGUACAUAGCCAUGCUGUGCAGGCUUAUGCUGAGGAAGAAAUGUAGUGGGGGCUCUCAGGAGAUGAAACUAUCACAUUUGACUACAAUGCCACUACUGAGGACUUGAUGUUUAACAGGAAUACUAUUAACUAAAUAUCUCAAUUAUUCUCUUUAACCGAUCGAGGUCUAAACAUAACUAGUCGUUGAGUCUGGCAGUUCAAAGCACAAUUUAUGUUGGCCUCUUCAUUCAUUUGACGGUUGGUUGAUAUAUUUCUUUGCAUUUAACCAGGGAUGAAAGAUACACCGUAAGAGUAGUCCUCUAUGAGGAGCCAUUUCAUUUACUAAGUGUAUUUUAUUAAAUGUGUUAUACUCAACAUGUUUGACUAAUUUUAGUGCUUGAAAAAUGUAAAUUUUGUGAUGGUGUAAAGCACUAAAACUGGCCCACUUUAUAACUUUUUAUAGAUUGUUGGCAUUUGGACAAUGAAUCAAACAGAAUUGUGGAGCAAUGCUCAAUUGCAAAAGCUUGAUAUUGCACUAACCACAAGGAAAUGCACAAGUUUGACACGUGACUAAGUUUGGGUAAUUGUUGCAUAGUAAAUAUUGAUCAAAAUAUUUUUAUCAUGAUGUUUGUUUUGCUAUAAUGAUCGUUGUUCAUGGAUUCUAUUGUAUUUUGAUUUCGCCGUUUAGCCACAUGUAUGUCACCAAGACGUCCUGGAUUUGAUUUAAUUUAGAAUUCAUUUUUGUUUCUAUUUUCAUGCAACAAAUAUUUUGAUAUCUUAAUCAGUCAUCCGCUUCGAAUGUUAUCACUCGAUUAAAUGGGCGUUAUCAGUGGUUAUCAGCUGAUUGAUAUGGGCCAGUAGGGGCUUUCUGCGCCUACUGGUAGGCUCAGAAGACUGUUAUCAUGCAUCCACAUGGUUAAUCAGCUAUACUAAUAGAGAAGAUUCCAGAUCUGUUUUUACAUUUCUGUGACGGUUGGGUUUAGGGUUGGGGGUAGGGGUAAACAUUAAUAAAAUACAAUUAAUGGGAAAUUUAAUAAAUAAUAUAUAAAUAAUUCUUGUUAACUUCCAGCCACAGCCAUAUGUGAUCUAUAGCUGAUCAACCAUGUGGCUGGAUGAUAACAGCCUACUAGUAGGUGCAGAAGGCCCCUACUGGCCCAUAUCUAUCAGCUGAUAACCACUGAUAACGCCCAUUCAAUCGAGUGACAACGUUCGAAUCCGCUGAAUCAGUGACGUUAACUAUGCUAGCAGGUGCUCAUCGUGUCAAAGGUUUUGUAAAUAAAAACCGCAACAAUCUUAUUUUAUUGGUUUCUAACAUGCUGCUUGGCUUCCAGUAUAGGCUGGAAAGUUACAUUUAAAGACUUCAGAUGCACGUGAAUCUGCUUUUUUGCUGACAUCUAUCCAAAAAUAUAAAACAAUGCGUCUUGGUGACGUACGUCUGCUUCAUGGGAAAACCGCUCUCAAAUAUUUGACAUGGCUUAUGCUUGUCAGCAGUGAUUCUUCUAUUUUGAUAUUUAGUGCACAGUUUAGUGAAGAAAGACCCUCCUGAGUUUUGGUGCCUUUUGUUUGAACUUGUCCAGUGUGAUUAUUGUGACAUUCACACGCGCACACUGUAUGCACUCAUCAGGUAUAGACAGAAUGUCGUCUUUAUGCUUUGACAUGUUCAGGAAAUGCUCCUUGUUGGUGUAAUUUUGUGAUGUAUGGCAGAGAUCAGUUCCAUCUGAAUAAGCUGUUGUAAAGGUUUUAUAGCAGUGCUUACAGUGAACAGUGCCUGUACUUCAAUCAGUGUGGUGGUGACGUCAAUCAGUGUGAACAUUACCUUAUACUGGCCUGCAGUUAGCUUCUAACAUUAGCAAAGUUGUAUUUAGAUUCAAUUGGAUCAUUUCUUGUUGCUUUAUUUUUAUUCAUUAGUCUAUUUAAAUCUAUUUUUGGAUGGUUGAUCUCACCCUGUAAAGGUCUAACAAUAUGAACUCUCAGGUUAACUUUAUGGGUCUAGAUAACAUUCUCAAUGCGUUAGAAACCAGAAUAAUGUUCUGUAUCACGUUUUUGAAGAAAAUGCAUUUGUACAUGUUGUUAUUAAAGAGAAUCUGAUGCACUGA